CAAUUUUUCCAAUAAAAUUAUAAUGAAAAUUAAGAAUUUCAGGCACAAUUUUUAUCAAUGUAUUUCCAAGAAAGCCACUAACUCAAUUUGCAAGCAAAAAAUCAAUCAUGUGCACAUAGAGAUUAUAUAUUUUUUAUGAAUCUCUCUGUAAUCUCCAUAUGAACUAACACAGUACUUAAAUUCCCUAUAAUUAGCAAUGAUUUUUUUUAAAAUGUUAAAAUAUUCAUUGGAUUGGCAUGUAUUGCAAGUGCAAUACCAAAUUAAGUAUAAAUAUACCAACAUAAUAACACAUACUUAUAUAUAUAUAUAUAUAUAUAUAUUUGUGUGUGUGUGUGUGUACCUUAAACUAUUGAGAAUUGUUUAGUAACUCCCAGGCUGCAGUUUCUCAUUCAAAACCACCAGUGCCGACAGAGAGAUGGGCAGAGUUGGCCAAACCAUGGGUUUUGAUGCCUACCGACAGCUGCCUCAGAAGUCGCGGAGGCAGCAGCAGCAGUGGGGAGUGGAGAUCCCAUUUGUCAUGGCUCCUCGAAGAUAGUGUCCUUUCAAACCCAGCUGCAUCCCUCUUGGCUUCCUCACGCCCAUGCCUGUUGUGGAGCUCUCGCCAUGUGGUACGCAGCUUGUCACCUCCACGCACUGCGAGCUUUCCCAAUCUUUGUCACCCACAGUUUAAAUCCGCAUGCACUGCGUCCAUUUACUAGAGUUUAACUGCAGUGCAUUGAUCAUGGUGUCUGCACACGAAGAGUUUGAGAUCUGGCAGUGUGUGGGUUGAUGUUGCUGUUGCUGUUGUUGUAGUUGAGGCUCUGAGCUGGAGUAGAUGCGUCUGGAGCCUGAAGCUAGAGACGAUCAAUGGAGAGAUUGUUAUUUAUUUCUUAAGUUUAGGCGAGGUUUGAGACUGUUUGGAUUCUUUGAAAAGAUGAAUGGCUGCGUAGCGUGUUGAAAGGGAGAUGAGAUUGGAGAACGUGUCGAUGUAGCAGUGGAAUUGAUGUGUGGAGUUCUCGCCGGAAGCACUGAUUGGAAGAACUUUCAAUUGCCGUCGGUGAGGCCAUCUGUAGGAUCCUCUUAGGAGCUUGAAACAAGCAACAUGACGAGCACUGGGCGUCUUCUCGGCCUCCAGCUUCCCCCAGUUCCUUCACAUCUAUCUGAUUUCAUGCCAUCUUGUGUCCGAUCCGCCCAAAAGAGUGACGCGAAGGAAUGCUCCUCGAUAACUCCAGUGCCAGAUUUGCCACUUCAAGGCCCACACGUGGUAUCAGCUUCCAAUCCGUUGUGUACGAAAUUGUGCCCAAGUGACAACAGAAAUGCUGAUAUGAACAGCCUUGAGCGACUUCAAGCUACCAAAAACCCUUCAUCCUUCACAUUGAGCUGCACCGACGACGUGAUUGAAGUGAUCAAGCCAACAGAGGAAAAGGACAAGACGGCAGUAGAAUCCCCAUCGGCGUCUGGGUGGGGUGUUCCAUAUUUCAAGCGUGGGGGUAAUUCCGAAGUGGAUUCCAAAGCUUCAACCACUAAAACUUCCCCUGAAUCACACCCCACGACACCGCCUGAGGAGGAUGGUGCAGUGACUGUAAGUAAAGAGACGGGAGAGAACAGCCAUUCUCACUGCCGUGGGCUCCGAUCGAAACUCAGCAGCAUGCUUUCAUUGGAAAAGAGAACCAGCCUGACGGGCUUACCUCUGGUGACCGGACAUUCCAGCCAGUAUGUGAUGGAGAUGUCAGGAUUUCAGUCGACCUCGUUCAAUCGACGAACCCAAGGGGUGGAAAGCAAGAUAAGCUCUGCAAUUCAGAAGGAGUCUUUUGCCCGGAUGUUCGAUUUAUAUGACGAAAGGAACUUCUCUUCCCAUCCUGGCUAUGGCGCGACAGGAGGGUAUAAGCUCGGUAGGGCAACUGAUGCAGCAGUGGAUGCGGGGGUAAAAACUAAUCCCCCCUGGAUCGACAAGGACAAAGUAAAUGACGCAUGGGGUACAGAGCCGUGGCAUUCCGACCAGCGGAACAUCCUCAUGAAGACUUUGCACAUCAUGCGCUGCGACAUUGAAUCUCUCAAGAUGAUGCUCAGAUCCAUUGACCUUCCUGCAGCCAGGGGGAGGCCCCACGAUGCACAUCAAUUCGACACCCUAGCCCAUGCGCAAUGCCAUCCAGUGAUGAUGAGGAGCAGUGUUGCAAUGUCCGAAACACAAGAAACUUCUUGCAAACCACUCGAUGAUGUGCAAGUUCAGAAUCGCAUUGAACCUGUCGUAGAGGACAAAACAUCAGCUCAGGCUGCAGAAAAAGUUGCGAGUUCAAAGGCUGGCAAGGAUCUUUGUGUGUCAGAGUUGAAUCCACCUGAGAAAGGAGAGAGUGACGAGCCGUUGAGUACGUGGAGUGGUGGGUGUCCCAAAAAGAGGAAACAGUGGUGGAGAGAACUGUUGGCCGCAUUCGGAUUGACAGUGUGGGUUCUCACUGGAGCAGUCCUGGUUGCCAAGGCUAUUGGUGUUCCGAACCUGGGAGUUAGCAACAACCUGGCUUAUAGCGGUUGCUGGGGCCGUUCUGAUGACGAGGAAAGGGCCAAAACUCCAGGUCAAGGAGCGAAUGGAGUAGUGGAGCUCCGCUUGUGCACCUUUGAUAAUGUGAUCAAGAAGAGACCAACGCUUGUCAUGUUCUACGCACCAUGGUGUCCUCAUUGCCAUCGCUUGCGUCCCAUGUGGUCCCAGCUUGCUGGUGUGUUGAACGAUCAAGGAUAUGAUGUUCAGCUGGCAGUAGUGGAUGCUACAAAGUACACCAGGCUAGCUGAUAAAUUUGAGGUGCCAGGAUUCCCUACACUAAUCAUGUUCAUGAAUGGAGUGCCUGUUGGAAGACACCAAGGAGCACGCGACAUGGACACUGUUCUAUCCUUCAUCAACGACCAUAAGUAGGUCAAUAUUCCGUUAAGUCUAAGUGGUUGCAGCAACCUAGAGUUCGUUGAAUGAGAUUGCAUGAAUGGACACCGUCGUUCAGUAGCCCCCUUAAGAAUCAUUUCCACUCGCUAUGAGUCGUUGUUGACCAGCUCAUUUCGUAACUAAGUCACUGACGUCAUUUCGACAAGUUCAGUUCACUUGAAUUGAUAGAGUACUCCAGAACUCUUUCACAUGAUGGCUCUAUCGCAUGACGACUUCGCAUGCGUCCAGGAUCUAAAAACUUGGUCGAAAUGAAUUAUCCUGCUGUCAUUGCAACAGGAGGUCCGGAGAAGGCAAGAAUUUCCAGUAGUACACUAUAUUUGGCUUUAUGACGUGACUCUAAAUCUUAUGGGUGAAAUGAUAUUAAUUGCGCGAGUUUGAGUUAAACAUUCACACAAAUCCCCUUGAUUUUAAAAGCAUAUCAUUUUGGAGA
Physcomitrium patens is the source of this 3338-nucleotide messenger RNA. Lineage: Eukaryota; Viridiplantae; Streptophyta; Bryopsida; Funariales; Funariaceae. The record is from RefSeq and is a predicted model, not a curated record.